Messenger RNA from Homarus americanus (American lobster), 8994 nucleotides. Its product is annotated as glutamate receptor ionotropic, kainate 2-like. Gene Ontology annotation, molecular function: transmitter-gated monoatomic ion channel activity involved in regulation of postsynaptic membrane potential; glutamate-gated receptor activity. Gene Ontology annotation, biological process: modulation of chemical synaptic transmission; synaptic transmission, glutamatergic; monoatomic ion transport. NCBI's taxonomy places the organism in Eukaryota, Metazoa, Arthropoda, Malacostraca, Decapoda, Nephropidae. The record is from RefSeq and is a predicted model, not a curated record. The transcript is spliced from 22 exons. Gene Ontology annotation, cellular component: postsynaptic membrane; plasma membrane. Bases 1094 to 4126 code for a protein of 1010 amino acids.
GCUGCAGGCCAGGCCGGGCUUCACUCCUACCCCGCUCUUAGUUCCCGAGGUGACAGGGCGCGCGGCCGGCCAGUCGUUCCGUUACCUUCCACUCUGCGAUUCUUGGCUAACUCUCCCCCCACCCCUCACCUCUCCCACCGCUCACUCCCUCUCCCGCAACAAGGCUCCUCAUCGCCUCCUUCAGUGCGCCAUACUAUUAGUGGAACAAGAGCCAAUCACUGUCAUCACCCGGUGUAUAUCAUAAGACCUGGAAAACUAAACUGUGGUGUGGUAUUGUGCAUAAUGACCCAGUGAAACGAACCCCGUAAAAAUAAUGUAUGAUUUUAGAGAAGUGGAUCGUGAAGUGGAUAUUUGUAAAGCCAUCUCUAAUAGUUACGAUGUUUUUCCAGUGACGAAAUGAAGGCCAGAGUAAACACGAGUGGAUAGGUGAACCUUGGUCGACGUCGGCAGAGCGUGUUGUCGUGGACGUCGUUCUCUGGCUGAGUGUGUCGUCGUGUGUUGUGAUUCACGGAGGGAAAAUGGUCCAGCGAGGCUCCGUGUGGACCAGCCAGGGUGUGCUAGACUCUUUGACUCCUCUUCUCUAGUGGGUUCACGUGUCGCUUCUCCCAUUUUGUUUUUCACUGGACGAACAUAAUGUUAUUUUGAUAUGAAGAUUUGCGUCUCUUCUUUUGUAUUUUUUUAAUGAUAUUCUGAGAUAAAAAAAUAUAUAAUCUUUUCUUGCGUUCUCUCAGUCACUGGUGCUAGGAAAGAACAAGUAGGAACUUCAGUGUUAAUGGAAGGUAAUAAUGUACACGUGUUACUGCCGUGAGUUGCCUGAGGACCAUGGUGGGGAGAAGCACGAAACAUAUGGUAUUUACCUAAUGUACCGUCAGAGACUAUAGUGUUCAGUGCACACAACCUAUGUUAUUCUCAGUGACUCAGGUAAUGAAAACAAUGUGUACAGUAGAUAGAACUGUUCUUGUGUACAUCGUCACGUACAAGCGGCCACUUACAUGACUGACCAACACGUGACCACUGAAGGAAGAUCUUAUAGAUAUAAUUUGAACAAAGUUAAAGAAAAGGCUUAAAGCGUGAGGUCACUUGAGACGCUGAGAUGGAGAGCCAAGUUGAACAAGGUCACAGGACUAUUGGCCUCCCAGUGUUGAGUAUGGAGGAGGAGGUGAGCUGGCCAGAGGCACGCUGUGGGAGGUGGAGGCGUUAUCUGGCCUUCACUUGGUGGUGGUCGCUGGUCCUGGGCAGCAGGAGGGGCGCCACCACCCCCCCGCUGUAUAAACUGCUGCUCCUCACCACCCUCAUCCACCUGGCCGGCGGCUCUGACGUCAUCAGAAUAGGUGGGCUGUUCGACCCUACAGACGAUCGUCAGGAGGUCGCCUUCAGAUACGCCGUCGACGCCAUCAACAGCGACAGAACUUUACUGGCCCACGCCCGUCUGUCUGCCCAGAUUGAGGAGAUCCCACCCAACGACUCCUUCAGGGGCUCUAGGAAAGUUUGUUCACUUCUUAAAUCUGGAGUCGCCGCUAUCUUUGGUCCACAGUCUGGUCAAACCUCAUCUCACGUCCAAUCGAUCUGUGACGCUCUGGAAAUACCGCAUAUAGAGAAUAGGUGGGACUUUAGACUUACCAGAGACGCGUACUCCGUCAAUCUCUACCCCCAUCCGUCAACUCUAGCCAAGGCGUAUAUGGACGUGUUGAAGACUUUGGGGUGGCGUAAGUUCUGUGUCAUCUACGAGAACAACAAUGGUCUCGUGCGUGUACAGGAACUCCUCAAGAACUACACCUGGAAGAUUAACCUCAGACAGCUUCCAGUCUCCGACGAUUACAGACCGAUGUUGAAGGACGCCAAGAAAGCCGGGGUGACUCACGUUGUCUUGGAUGUAGAGCGUAAGAACAUCUUCAACGUACUCAAGCAGGCGCAGCAGAUAGGGAUGAUGACCUCCUACCACAAUUAUUUCAUCACCUCCCUGGAUCUACACACAGUGGAGCUAGAGGACUUCCGUCAUGGGGGCACGAACAUCACCGCCCUCAGGAUAGUCGACCCAGAGAACACCUUGGUCCAGCGGGUGAUACAGGACUGGGUGUUCGGUGAGCUGCGUUACGGCCGCACCAUAGAUGCCCCGACCAGCACACUCAAGGACAGUAAUAUGACUUUCUUGAAGACGGAGGUGGCGCUGAUGUAUGACGCGGUGCAGCUCUUCGCCAAGGCCCUACACGACCUGGACCGCUCCCGCCAUAUCGACGUGACGCCCCUAGAGUGUGACGGAGACAUUACCUGGGUCCAUGGUAACUCCCUCAUCAACUACAUGAAGUGGGUCCAGGUGAACGGGCUGACAGGUCUCAUCAAGUUCGACACAGAAGGCUUCAGACGUGACGUAACGCUUGAUAUUGUGGAGCUGACGAAGGAAGGACUGGACCGUGUGGGCAGGUGGGACCCAAACAAUGGAGCCAACUAUACCAGAACGUUCAGCGAGGUACAGCAAGGCAUCGUUGAGAGCCUUCAGAAUAAGACCCUCAUCAUUACUAGCAUUCUUGCCGCCCCUUACACCAUGCUCAGGGAAACGUCAGAACAGAUGACGGGUAAUGAUCGCUAUGAAGGCUUCUGUAUCGACCUGAUUCAAGAGAUUUCGCAGAUCCUGGGUUUCAACUAUACCAUUAAGAUCGCAGGAGACAGUCAGCACGGCAAGCUAGAUAAGAAACUGAACAGGUGGAACGGCAUGAUUGGCGAGCUACUAGAUCAGAAAGCGGACGUAGCUAUUGGGGACCUCACCAUUACCUAUGAGAGGGAACAGGAGGUCGACUUCACUAUGCCAUGGAUGAACUUAGGCAUCACUAUCCUGUACCGGAAGCCCACGAAGAAGCCUCCAAAUUUAUUCAGCUUCCUCUCGCCGCUGUCCCUUGACGUUUGGCUCUACAUGGCAACUGCUUACCUCGGUGUCUCCCUCCUACUGUUCGUUUUAGCAAGGUUAUCUCCCUACGAAUGGUUCAACCCUCACCCUUGUGAUCGAUUCCCGGCCAAAUUGGACAAUGAAUUUUCUCUCCUCAAUUGCCUGUGGUUCUGUAUUGGUUCUCUGAUGCAGCAGGGAGGAGAUCUCUUGCCCAAGUUAAGUCCCUAUGAAUGGAUCUCCUCCUUUCCCUGCAGAGAAGACCAAGAGAAAACUUUGGAAAAUCAAUAUAGUCUCUUCAAUUCGCUGUGGUUCACUAUGGGCAGUCUCCUCCAACAGGGUACAGAGCAGCAGCCAAAGGCGGUGUCUACACGUAUCGUGGCGGGUAUGUGGUGGUUCUUCACCCUCAUUAUGAUCUCCUCCUACACCGCCAACCUCGCCGCCUUCCUCACCGUCGAGCGCAUGGAGUCUCCCAUUGAGUCAGCGGAGGACCUCGCCAAGCAGACCAAGAUAAAGUACGGCUCCUUGUCUGGCGGAUCUACCUGGGGCUUCUUCAGUACCUCCAAGAUGCCCGUCUACCAGAGGAUGUUCAGCUUCAUGGAGUCACAGAAUCCCACAGUGUACACCAAGUCCAACGAAGAAGGGGUGAAGAGGGUGCUGAAGGGGGAUGGUCAGUACGCCUAUAUGAUGGAGUCGUCUAGCAUCGAGUACAUCACGGAGAGGUACUGCGAUUUAACUCAGGUUGGAGGACCUCUCGACUCUAAAGGCUACGGUAUUGCUCUCCCUCCAGGCUCACCUUACCGCACGCUGAUCAACUCCGCUGUACUGAAGCUGCAGGAGAUGGGAAGACUGCAGGUGCUGAAGCAGAAGUGGUGGAAGGAGAAGAGGGGCGGGGGAACCUGCGAGGAUGACGAGUCUAAGAGCUCAUCGAAAGCCAAUGAACUGGGGCUGAACAACGUGGGAGGAGUGUUCGUGGUGCUCCUCGCUGGGAUGGGUUUGGCCUCUGUCGUCGCCGUGUGUGAGUUCGUCUGGAAAUCAAGAAAAUUGGCCACUGAAGAGCACGCUUCCGUUUGGACAGAAAUGAGUAAGGAACUCAGGUUCGCCCUCUCCUGCUACUCGUCCUCCAAGCCCGUGAGGAAGAAACCGCCGGAGCAGGAGAACGGACCAUCCUUCCUCUCCAUGAACACCUAUGACUCCACCUACACCACCUCGCAGUAUUCCUUCUCAUCUAAGGACCCAGUCUCAUGACAGCUACCGGAACCGGCGAAUCAAGAGUCGUCAGAAAAGCUCGGGCCAGACGACAUCCCGACACCCCCUCUGGUGGCGGCCAGGAGCAACCAGUCCCUAGACCGAGUGUCCCGUAGGUCCGCGCCCCCAGCCACCCCUGAGUCCACCCCUGAGGUCCAGCAGGAGACCCCCGGGGGCCUCCAGUCUCCCGACCUUCCCUUCCAGCUGAUCUCCACAGUAUGACACUAGGGCAGCCUAGGUCAUCGUCGUCGACCCCCUCGCCACACAGCCAUCACCCACAUAGCGCGCUCUCAGCUUUAAAGUAAAAAAGAAGAGAAUUAUUAAUCAUUAUUAUAAGUUUGGAAGAAGGUAAAUGUUAUUGUAGUUCCUGAAGACGGUAACAGCACUCAUCAUCACAGUUCUACAAUACCAGUUUGUAUGUGGAGUCGUGUGUGUUAUGUUGGUCGCAAUAUUUGACUGAUCGUUGUCUUUCAUAAUGACUAUACUUGUGGUGCCAGAGUAUAGAUGGAGCAGUUGUCGUACGGCUUAAAGUACAACUUUCUGGGUCAAGUUUGAAAGCCUGAAUUAAGGAAAUUGAAAAUCUAUUUUCGUAAAUAUAUCAUCCAAGAAUAAGUGUAACACCAAUUUUCCUGAGUACUAAUCUCGGUAUUACGUGUGAUAAAGUGCUGUUACCUGUGAUGUAUAACAAGAAAUUGCAUUCAUAUCUGAGCAUUUUCUUUUUUUCAUAAACAAACUAUAAAACAAUAGAGUUAGAAACCUAUUUUUGCAGCCGUGGAUCCUUUGAGUAACUGGUGUAAUGGUUGUGGAACACAGAGGAAGACGACGCGGUGGCCUAGGUAUUGUACACUGUCUCAUACCAUCACCUCACCUCAAUAUGAUCGCUCAACAAGAAGCAAUAUUCACAUAACUCGAAUCUUUACAACACAUUAACGCUUUUGACAUACGAUUUCUGACUGCCAGAGCUUAAUCAAAUUUAGUAAGAAAAAAACCGAAGACUUAGAAUUGCAAGAUAAGUGUGAAUAACUAGACAACUUACAAACAACGUCACUUGGAUCAUCUUGGUUACGUGAGUUAGUUGGAGUGUUUACGUAUGGCAAUUAUCUUCAUCAUAGCUGCGUGUAGGACCACCAGUGACCCCUUCCCCUUACCACAUCCAUCAUGUUAAUAUGAACGUUAUGUGAAAGAUGUUGUCCCAGCUGUCAGUGAGCGUGGAGAGGCAGGAUGUUUUCGUCCCAGCUGUCUGUCGGUGAGCGUGCAGAGGCAGGAUGUUUUCGUCCCAGCUGUCGAUGAGCGUGCAGAGGCAGGAUGUUUUCUUCCCAGCUGUCGGUGAGCGUGGAGAGGCAGGAUGAUGACAAAUAUAAUUAGGAACAUAAACUCUCAGGAUAUGACUGCGACGAUAAGCUAAACUAAUCCAUUUGUUUGUUACGUCAUCCUUUGUUUAUGUGGUGAGCUUGUAGCAAGACUCAUUUAUAAGUGACGAAAAACAACAAGAAUACCAUCAACAUAAGCCACAUUGUGUUUACAGUUCGUGUGUAUCAUUAGACUCUACCUGUACUAAAUUAAUUCUGAUAUUUUAUAAGUAAUAGGAAAUCAUACAAGGACAUAAAGAGAUCCAGUUAAAUACAUUAAUAUAUUCUGCAAUAAGUUUACGGAUGUUAUUUUAGUGAAGUUUAAGAUACGUAAUGUUUCCAAAAUAAACUUUGUCAUUACAUCUGGCGAGAUUAACAGUUCGGUCCUACAGUCAUUCAGUCACUCUGUCAAAAACUUUCGUAAAUUUAAGCAUCAAACUCGACUUUUUCUCGAGAUAAGUGAAUAUAUGUUGUGUGUCUGUACCUGUUAUUGUUCUUGGUUAAGGUGUAUCAUGAAAAACAUUACAGCCUCAAGAAAUAAAGUUUUUGACAGUGUGAAAAGUUAAAUCAAACUUCGAAAAUAGAACGAGACUUUUCUUAGAUGUUAAAGUGUUACAUAAAACAAACUUUUAUACUUAAGGAAAUACAUCAUUCUAUGCAUCACAACUGAACAUCCAAUAUUGAGGGUUUUUUCGUGAAACAAUAGACCACAGGACCAAGAGAGUUGAUCUUGCCACAUGUGCCCAGGGACCAAUCCUACUACUGUCAUAGGUAAUACUUGGGAGGGCGACACACCCUCCAGGAGGAAGCUGUUCUCUCACCACGCUCAAGUAUCAGAGCGUCUCGGUACGUCUCGGUGACCCACGUGUCAAAGGUCAAUACUGAUCUCACUCUGGUGUCGUAAAUUUAUAACAGGUCACGUGUUGAGUGGUAGUUCAUGGCUGACAUAACCUUGUUGUUACUGUUGGUAUGUUAACAAGAUGUACAACUCUUCAGUGCGGAGAUGAGGUUCAUACAGUCAAGUGUUAUAUGUGAAGCAUUGAUUUUAAAAAGUCCACAGUAUGUAUUGGUAAAUAAUAUGAAUAGUUACAAGACACAACCAAAUUCUCAUAUCUGACGCCAAUAACACGAAAGACACUGCAGAAGGUGAUGCCAACAGCGACUGGUAUAAAGGUUGUCACUGGGCUCGACCACGCAGGUACUGAUCACCGCGGGAAGGAAGACUAAGUUAUCAUAUUGAAGAGGACAAUUUGUGUGAGUUUUGUAAUACGGAACAAAAAAAAAAGAGGAAAUUUAUAUAUUUGUACUGUAAGUCUGUCGCUAACACAGCUCUUGAACCAUGGCUCAAGAUGCUAUGAGCUGUAAAGUAACUUGUAUACAUUCGUCUGUGUGACGCCGCGACACAUGACUGGUGAUACAUAGGAAAAAAUUAAUUAAGAAAAAUACAUCUGAAAAAGACUGAUAAGUAUACCCAAGUGAGUAAGAGCUCGGGGUCACUUUGUCUACUUCUCGCCUCAAAUGUUUGGUAAAUAUUUUUCUCAGUGAGGGAGAGCUACUUGACGCUGGCCUCUGCAAUAACGUUAUAGUGCUAUACAUUAGUUACUUUUUAUAGAGAGAGAGAGAGAGAGAGAGAGACUGUUAAUGCUUGAAAAUUUUCUACGAUUUUAGGAUCUGGGGAAAGUCUGUAGUAGUGACGGACUCGCUGGAUAACAUUUCUUAAUAUUUUUGUUUUUAAUUGAUAAUAUGAGAGAUGAUCCGUCACUUACUACACAGAGUCACAUGUUGCGAAUUGUUGAGUGUUGAGUGUUGUCCCCGGGUAAAAAGAGUUUUAUACGUAAACUUUGCUGUUAUGUGUCGCCGCUACCACACCACCCACUCCUCUUAGACACACCAAGAAAAUUUGAAAAUUUUACAAAAAAAAAUGAUUAAUAACUAUACAUGUAAUACUGUCCCUAAAAAAAUGUUGUUCUAUGUUAAUUUUAGUUACAAAAUACUGAAGUCUCUCCUGUAAUUCUUAACACACACACACACACACACACACACACACACACUAACCAAACCCGGUACACUCCUGAGGCUGGGUUCCACACUAGCCACUAAUGCUACACCUUCCUGAUACACACCUCUGGAGCCUGGUGAGCUAACUGUGUACCUGACCAACACCUACACCCCAUCAUCAUGUCUUCCCCUUUAUGGAAUUUGGACUGAAUUAAUACAAGACUUUCCACUGAUCUUACUUUCCUUAAUACUUAACCAACAACGGUACGACACUUAAGCUAACCUAACCUAGUGAAAUGUAACCAAACGUAACUUAAGUGAACUAAUAUAACCUAAGUAAACUAACUAACAUAACCUAAGCUAACCUAACCUAACAUAAGCUAACUAUCACAUAACAUAAGCUAACUAACUCAUCACAUAAGUUAACUAACAUUAUAUUGGUGAACUUAAAUAACUUCACCUAAUAUAACAUUAAUAACCUAACCUAACCUUUAAAAAAAUGUGACCUAAUGACCUAAACUAAUAGAACGUAACCUGACAUGACCUGCAGUAGGAAGGUUAUAUCCAUCAACAGUGCCACAGGGACCUUCCACUCAUACCUGAACCAUACGAGCACAAAAAUAAAUGAACUCAAAUAUAUGUUGCUUAAUCUCUCUUGACAUGAAGGUUUGUCUUUUUUUUACGUUGUCAAAUAUUUUUCGACUAGUGAAAGGUGACCGGCUACACACACACACACACACACACACACACACACACACACACACACACACAUUCUACCUUCAUUCGCUCUCAGUCUAUUCACUCUUACUGCCUCUGACACUUGUUUUGUUAUAGUGAUAAGUAAGAAUUGAAUGAAAGACACCAAAUGAAGAGAGAGAGAGAGUGUAUAUAUAUAUAUAUGUGUGUGUGUGUGUGUGUGUGUAUGUGUGUGUGUUUGCGUGUUCAUAAUUCCAAUCACUUUACAAUACAUGAACAACAAAAUUAUAAAACAGUACAGAACACACAUUAUUUUCUCAACACCUGCUAACCCAACAACACUACCUGAUACAACACCCAGCACAAGGAACACUCAACUCAAACUCCCUAAACACACGAACGAGACAAUCAAUAUUAAACACCAUCACCGCCAACUCAACACCAUCACCGCCAACUCAACACCAUCACCGCCAACUCAGAUAAUCCAGGAAUUUGUCAGGAAAACAACACAAAACAAACACAAAACUCACAACACAGACUCCAGAGGUGUUACUAUAUAUAAAAUCCUUCAUAUGUUAAUGUACAUAAGUUGUUGGUAAACCAUGUAAUGUAAUUGUUAUUGAAGACUGAAAUAUAAAAAAAAAAGUUGAGAUGCAGGAAAAAUUAUAGGAACCCAAUGUUUACUUUUGCGUUGCUCAUCCUCCUCCUGUUGACGCCGACGACCUUCUCUCGCUGGUAAAGAAGACUACAACUCCUCUCUGUAUUAUAAUGCCUCUUACUCUCCAUUUGUAUACGACAUGUACCAAAUAAAAGAAAAUUAUAAGA